Ectocarpus sp. CCAP 1310/34 is the source of this 1122-nucleotide messenger RNA. NCBI's taxonomy places the organism in Eukaryota, Phaeophyceae, Ectocarpales, Ectocarpaceae. The record is from the annotation of a GenBank genome assembly.
AUGUCCGGCAAGGUGGUCAAGGUUGAGCGUGCCCUGUAUCGCCUAAAGCAGAGUGGCCGUGAGUGGGGGUUUGAAGCUGCCGAUGCCCUCAUCGAGAAUGGAUACGAGCAGUGCAGGGUUGACCCGUGUGUCUUCCGGAAGGUGGUGGAUGGAGAGGUCGUAGGUCUCAUCGUGAUCUACGUUGAUGACAUCUUAGUGGCGGCAGACGAGGGAGAGCGGGAGGAGUUGUUCGCUUCCCUCAACAAGAAGUUUCCGGUGAAAGAUCUGGGGGAGUGUACCUGGUACGACGGGUGUGCUAUCGUCAUGGAUGUAGAAAAUGGCAUCACCAAGCUGUCCCAGACAGCAUACGUUGAGAGUAUGCUGAAGCGGUUUGAUGUGACCACGACCGCUUUCACCCCUGCUGCCACCGAUGCCGACCUAGGGCCGAAGAGAGAUGACGAGCCCGCGGUGGAUAAGCCUGUGAGGGAGGCGAUCGGAUGCCUGAUGUGGACGAAGCUGACGAGGCCAGACAUCGCCCUGCCUCUGAACAAGCUCCAGAAAAUCGCCCAAUCACCCACCGGGAGGAUAUGGAACGCGCUUGUGCGGAUCAUGUCCUACCUGAACUUCACGAAGGACUUCGGCAUCACCUACGUUCGGGGGUCAGGACUAGACCUAAGCGUGUUUGUGGAUGCCAGCUACGCUGACAACGAAGUAGACAGGCGUUCUACGACCGGGCUAGCUGUGACCGUAGGUGGUACCGUAGUGUGUGCAUCCACCAAGACGCAGCCAGUGACGGCUCAGUCGACCUCGGAAGCAGAGUAUAUGGCAGCCGGGGAGGGCGUGAAGGAGGCGUUGUUUGUGCGUGGCGUUCUGUCGUUCAUAGCGCCCGAGACCAGUGGGGCGAAGAUCAAGGUCCUUGAGGACAACAAGGGGGCUCUCGCCAUGUUCGAGAACCCGUUCAGCUCAGCGAGGAGCAAGCACAUCGACGUGCGGUUCCAUUUCAUUCGCGAGCUAUUCAAAUCGGGCAAGAUCACCGCAGAGUAUGUUCCGACUGGAGAGCAGCACGCCGACAUGCUGACCAAGGUCCUUGGCAGAGAGAAGUCAGAGUACCACCGGAAGGCUCUGAUGAACCUACCGAUGUAG